Molecule: messenger RNA, 2763 nt
Organism: Hansenula ciferrii
Lineage: Eukaryota; Fungi; Ascomycota; Saccharomycetes; Phaffomycetales; Wickerhamomycetaceae
Product: putative transcriptional activator
Exons: 1
Coding region: 1-2763 (920 amino acids)
Biological process (GO): positive regulation of transcription by RNA polymerase II; DNA-templated transcription
Cellular component (GO): nucleus
Molecular function (GO): zinc ion binding; sequence-specific DNA binding; DNA-binding transcription factor activity, RNA polymerase II-specific
Source: RefSeq, a predicted model, not a curated record
AUGCCACAAAGUAAAAGCUCACCCGCUGUGUUUAUUCCUGAUAUACAACAGACAUCAAAUGAUCCUUCCAAAGCUACUUUACAAAAGAGAAAAAGAGUUACAAGAGCGUGUGAUGAAUGCAGAAAGAAGAAAGUCAAAUGUGAUGGUCAACAGCCUUGUAUCCAUUGUACAGUGUAUUCAUAUGAUUGUACAUAUGACCAACCUUCAAACAGAAAGAAAAAUGGCGCUGAUGUUCAUUUAAUAGAAACAAAGUUAAGAAGUGCUGAACAUGUAUUGCACUUAUUAUUACCAGAUCUUGAUGUUUUUGAUCCUAACUUCAACUAUGAAGUAUUUGAAGAGAUUUUUUCAAAAUUUAGAAAACCUGAUGGUUCAAUUAAACUUGAUGAGUUAUCCAAAGAGUACAAGUCAAAAAAUAUCAUAAAUACUUCAACAACAAAGGAUAUAGCUGAAACGCCCACUUCAAACGUGUCAACACCUACUGCGUCAACUGGAUUAUCUGCCUUACCUUCAAAUAACACUGCAGCAUCUAAUACUUCUAAUAAUAAUAACAAUGCCAAUUUCACCAAUAAUAAGAACAAAAAGAGAAAACUCACAUUUCCACAUGCGAAUAUUGAUGGAUCUAUAGAAUCAAGAGCUGGUCGUGAGAUCAAAAUCAUUUUACCACCAAAGAAUAUAGCUUUGGAACUAGUCACAAAGACAUGGGCAUCACCUUGUGUUCUUUUCAGAUUUUAUCAUCGUCCUGCUUUUAUUGCAGAUUUAGAUGAACUAUAUGAGACAGAUCCAGAAAACUAUACAAAUAAACAGAAUAAGUUCUUACCUCUUGCUUAUUCAGUUAUGGCCGUUGGUGCGUUAUUUAGUAAAAGAAAUGGUGUUGAUGAUAGUUUCUUAGACGAUGAAGGUUAUAGAUAUUUCAUUGCCGCCAGAAAAUUGAUUGAUAUUACAGAUGCUAGAGAUCUUUAUGCUAUACAGACAAUUGUCAUGUUAAUUUUAUUCUUACAAUGUUCAGCUAGAUUAUCAACUUGUUAUUCUUACAUUGGUGUUGCAUUACGUUCAGCUUUAAAAGAAGGUUUACAUAGAAAACUGGCACACCCUUUCAAUCCAGUAGAAUUAGAAAUUAGAAAGAGAAUCUUUUGGACAAUUUAUAAGAUGGAUAUUUAUGUGAAUACAAUGUUGGGUUUACCAAGAUCUAUUGCCACAGAAGAUAUUGAUCAAGACUUACCAGAAGAAUUAGAUGAUGAUAAGAUUACUGAAGAUGGUUAUUUACCACAGGACCCUGGGAAAUUGAGUUCCUCAGCUAUAGCAAAUAGUCAUACUAAAUUGAUUUUGGUUUUAAAUCAAAUUGUUAAAAACCUGUAUCCAAUUAACAGUAAUUUAAGAUUGAUUUCACAUGAGAAAGUUUCACAAAUGGAAUUGGAAUUGAGAUCAUGGUUAUCAAAUUUACCAAAAGAGCUAAUUCCAGGAUUUGAUCCACCUUUCCAAUAUUACAAAGCUAAUAGAUUGUUACACUUAUCAUUUUUACACGUUCAGAUUGUUCUAUAUCGUCCAUUCAUUCAUUACAUUUCACCAAAGUACACCAAUCAACCAAACGUUGAUUCACUGUCUAUUCAAAGAGCAAAAAAUUGUAUAAGUGUUGCUAGAACUGUUGUUAAUCUAGCUCAAGAUAUGAUCAAGAAAAAUAUGCUAUCAGGGUCAUAUUGGUUUUCGAUUUAUACCAUAUUCUUUUCAGUUGCAUGUUUGGUUUAUUAUGUCCAUGAAGUUCCAUUUGACGAAUUUCAUCCAGAUUAUAUAGGUAUUAGAUCUGAUGCAGAAGCUGGUAAAGAAAUUUUAACUUUAUUAAAAGAUAGCUCAAUGGCUGCUUCAAGAACUUAUAAUAUUUUAAACUCACUGUUUGAGCAAUUAAAUAGAAAAACAGCUUAUCUGCAUGCUCAGAGACAACAACAACGUCAAAGAGAAGAACAAUUAUCCCAACAAUCUGCAAGUCAAACACAGCAACAACAGCAACAACAAUCAUCUCAACAAUUACCACAACCUCAAAUACCACAAUCUCAACAAUCAAAUAUCUUGUCUAAUAAUUAUUCAGUGCCAAUUGCGCAAAAUUUGACAGCUUCAAAUGUGAAUAACAAUACAAAUAACUUUUCAUAUCCUAAUCAACAAUCUCAACCAUCACAACAAAAUAUUCAACCUUCAGUUACACCUUAUGAUAUCAAAAUAGAGGAAAGUUUAGAUGAUUUUGAUUAUUUAGCUAAUUUUGAUAACUUUAUAAAUCCAAAUUCACAAUUUUCACAACCUGCCAAUCAAAUAUCAGCUACAAAGAAUACAACUACAAAUAAUACAACUACACAAUCUACACAAUCAUUACCAACAUCAACUAACAAACCAAUUGACGACCUUAAUAAUAAUUCAACUUCUGAUAAUUCAACAAAUAUUACAGGCCAAACUCCAGCUAUCGUACCUACAGAACCAGGUGAUAAUUAUAUGCCAGGUAUGAUUGAUCAAUUAGAUAUGCAGAUUUUCGGUAGAUUUUUACCACCAUAUAUGCUGAAGAGACCAGAUGGUACAACUGGUCCAGGUGCAAAAGGUGGGGAUUUACCAUCAGGUUUAAAUACAACAAACAAUCCAACCAAACUUGAAGACUUACCAAAUCUGAAUAAUGAAAGUAGUAACUUUACAAAUACUGCAACUACAACUAAUGGACUUGGUAAUGCAUUUGAAGGUAGUAUUUGGAAUGAAUUGAAUGACGGUGAUUUCACCAAAUUUGUAUGA